AUGGCGACUGGCGGUGGAACGCUGCGAAUGGAGAUCCGGUGGACUAUUCAGCAUGGGGGUUCACUGAGCCGAAUGGCGGAGAUGGAGAAAACUGUAUGGAGUUCUCUCCAGACGGGAAAUGGAACGACUGGCCUUGCAACGGCCUCAGACUCUUCAUCUGUGAAGGCGCCUUCUGUCUACACCUACGUUCCUAUCGAUCUUUCGUACUCAGCAGCGACUGUCUACUGUCGUGAAAGAGGGGCUCACCUCGCAACAGCGGAGACCAGGGAAGAAUUAAGUGUUCUGUACGCGAUUUGGCAACAAGCCCCAGGGGGAGCAUGUGCAGGUUGUAGACUUUGGUUGGGAGCAGACGACAUCGCACAAAAUGGCGACUGGCGUUGGAACGCUGCGAAUGGAGAUCCGGUGGAGUAUUCAGCAUGGAAGUUAACUGAGCCGAAUGGCGGAGAUAGUGAAAACUGUAUGGAGUUCUUUCCAGACGAGACAUGGAACGACCGGACUUGUAGCACCCUCAGACACUUCAUCUGUGAAGGUGACUUUGAACAUCUGGAACCAAAAUUGAGUGGAACAGCAGCCGCAGACAUCCUGGAGAUGUCAGAGCAGCAAGUCACCUGUUCUCAAUCUCCUCCUGCUGUCUACACUUACGUUCAUAUCGCUCUUACGUACUCAGAAGCGACAGAAUACUGCCGAGCAAACGGGACUCACCUGGCAACAGCGGAGACCAUGAAAGGAUUAAGUAUUUUGUACGCAUUUUGGAAGCAAAUACCAGGGGCAGGUACCAGGCUUUGGAUGGGAGCAGACGACAUCGCACAAAAUGGCGACUGGCGUUGGACAGCUGCGGAUGGAGAUCCGGUGGACUAUUAUAACUGGAGGUUAGAUGAACCAAAUGGCGGAGAUAGAGAAAAUUGUAUGGAGCUGUAUACAGAUGGGGGAUGGAACGACCUGCUUUGCAGUCGCCUCAAACACUUCAUCUGUGAAGGGUAG
Molecule: messenger RNA, 981 nt
Organism: Lingula anatina
Lineage: Eukaryota; Metazoa; Brachiopoda; Lingulata; Lingulida; Lingulidae
Product: macrophage mannose receptor 1-like
Source: RefSeq, a predicted model, not a curated record